Molecule: messenger RNA, 637 nt
Organism: Zophobas morio
Lineage: Eukaryota; Metazoa; Arthropoda; Insecta; Coleoptera; Tenebrionidae
Exons: 3
Coding region: 67-621 (184 amino acids)
Source: RefSeq, a predicted model, not a curated record
UAUAAAACUCGCUGGUGUUAGCUCGUUUGAUUUUAGUUAUGUUUUGAAGCUACAAUAGCACGCAUCAUGAAUGUAUUCGUAUUGCUUGGAGCAGUUCCCGAAGAUGGAAUUCCUACACCCCCAAAGGGUCCAGAAGAUCAACAAGUAAUAAAUGAUACAAUCACAAAAUACGGACGUCCUCAAAACUACAAAGCGCUUGGACUUCCAGGACCUGAAUUAGUAACUGCCUGGAACACACGUACAAUUUUUAACGAACGAGGGGGAGAAUCAGGGGUGUAUACCCUCAAAGUCAGGACCAAAACCGAAAACUUCAGUUACAACGGCCUUUACGAAGUUAGUACAUUGAAGGUGAUGGAAGGUAGAGAAAGCAUGAUAACAAAAGGCCAGUUUGGCGAGCAUUUUGAAAGAAAGAGUGGGGGGUAUUACAUUCGUAUCAUUGGUUACACCUUAGACAAAAAAGGUUAUCGACAAUUUUUAAUUAACCUAUUUACUGCCAGAACUGACAACGAAAUAGUAGAACUACCUAUUAUCCGCACCAGCGUGCGCCCUAAAAGUACCACUCCAGGUCCACGUGGAACCGGAACAAUUCCGACAGAUGCACUCUUAUCUUUGGUUGGAUAAGGUGACCGCGUUACAU